Messenger RNA from Helianthus annuus (common sunflower), 5070 nucleotides. RefSeq lists its product as uncharacterized. The record is from RefSeq and is a predicted model, not a curated record. The transcript has 2 exons. NCBI's taxonomy places the organism in Eukaryota, Viridiplantae, Streptophyta, Magnoliopsida, Asterales, Asteraceae. The coding region runs from base 1 to 5070 and encodes 1689 amino acids.
AUGGAGGGUAGAAGUGAUGGUACGAUGGAGGAUGGUAUCCCUCCAGGGUCGGAAGAAAAAUCACCACCUGUCUGUGGGAUAGGGUUACGGGUGACGAACAUUGAGGGGAAUAAUCUGUUCCCUAGACGAGGUGUUUACUCUACCAACAAUCAUUCGGUGAUUGAUGGUUUGUUGGAAAUCUCAAAACCUGUGGAAGUGAAAUCUGGUUCGGCUUAUGGAGGAAGUGUUAUGGCGGCGGAUAUCGAUCCCCAUGCAAACCCUAGGAAUUCAGGAAAAUAUGGCUCGGCUUCUGAAGGGAAUGUCAUGGCGGCUGAUCAGGGUUUUAUGGGUAACAAGAAUACGGAUGUGUCUAAACCUGCUUCCUACGCGGAUUUGGUGAAAAAUCAAAAGGUGCAACAAGUGAAUUUCAGGUCUCUUGCUUGUUCGGAGCAGCAUGAAGAUUGUGACAUUGUUCUUCCUGUGGAAUCUGUUCGGGUAGUUCAAGACAAGCUAGCGAAUACCUUGUUUGGAUAUUUUUUGGGUGACCGAAUUGCGUUCCCUGUAGUUGAUUACUUUGUCAAGAUUAACUGGAAAAAAUUUGGAUUGCAGAAGUCAAUGAUGAACGCGAAUGGUUUUUUCUUUUUUAAGUUCGAAGACCGGAAAGGGAUGUUGGAUGCUCUAGCUGCUGGCCCGUGGCUGAUAAGAUCGCAACCAAUUUUUCUUCAAGAAUGGACUCCUAAUACCAAGUUAGAGAAAAAGGAUGUAAAGAAAGUUCAACUGUGGGUGAAAGUUCAUGAAGUCCCGAUUGCGGCGUACACGGAAGAUGGCCUUAGUAUGAUUGCGACUACCAUAGGUGAGCCGAAAAUGCUUGAUUCGUACACAACGUCUAUGUGUGUAGAUAAUUGGGGUCGUAGUAGUUUUGCUCGGGCCCUUGUGGAGGUGACAGCGGAAAAAGAGCUUAAAGAACGAAUAACUAUGGCUAUUCCCAAUCUGAAUGGAGACGGUUUUACGAAGGAAACUAUGUACGUUGAAUACGAAUGGAAUCCUUUAAGAUGCUCGUCAUGUUGUGUCUUUGGUCACUCUAAUGAGUCUUGUCCUAAGAAGCCGAAACCUGCUGGUCAAAAAGGUGGUACUACGCUAGCUAAUCAAGGUAGAUCGAAGACAAAGUCUACUCCUAAAAUUGAUGAUGAUGGGUAUAUGGGUGUGCAUAACAAGAAAGUGGCCAGGAAAACGGGUAUUAACAUACCAAAACCGAAACCAAAGUUUGAGUAUAGACCGAUCUCUAAUAGUCGUAAAGCUGAUCUGAAACUUAAAUCUAUUUCAACGGGUUUUCAAUCCUCAAACCCGUUUGAUGUGUUAAAUUCAGCUGAUGCGGAUGAAGGGCAAAGUAGCAAACAACAUAACGGAGAUGGAUAUGAUGAAUCUGAUGAUGAGGAGGUGAUAGAAAUUUACAAUGAGACGAACGAAUUCCUGGUAGGUGAAUCGUCAAAAUCGAGUAACUCCAAAGGGGCAAGCACUCCUUCUCCGAUGGUUACUGAUGAUAUUAAUAAUCUUGAUAAAGUGUGCAGUUCAGUUUUCCGGAAUUGGGAAUGGACGUCUAAUGGUGGCUAUUGUGACAGAGGUACACGUAUCAUUAUUGGAUGGGAUCCGGAUGUCUUUGAUAUAAUGGUUUUAGCUCAAACUUCUCAAGUGAUACAUGUUCAAAUGACGAUUAAAAGCGACAAAAAGGUUAUCUUCUGUUCGAUUGUUUAUGCUUCUAAUUCCUAUAUUACUAGGAGAGAUUUGUGGAGCCAUUUGGCUAGACAUAAAAUUCUGGUGGGUAAUCAACCUUGGAUUUUAAUGGGUGAUUUUAACUCUGCGUUGAAUUUGGUAGAUAAAUCAAUGGGAUCCUCUGGUAUCUCUGCUAGUAUGCGGGACUUUCAAGAGUGUGUUAAUCAGCUUCAAGUGGCAGAUAUUAAAAGCAUAGGGUUCCACUUCACGUGGACUCAAAAGCCAAAGAAAGGGGUUGGUUUACUAAAGAAGAUCGAUAGAGCCAUGAGUAACAUUCAUUUUGUUAGUGACUACCCGGAAGCGGUGGCGAUGUUUCAACCAUAUCGUGUAUCGGACCAUUGCCCGUGCAUACUUAGAAUCAACAAGACAGUAAGGAGAAAAGCAAGUUCUUUCAAGUUUGCAAACUUUUUGGUUUAUAAACCGGGUUAUUUGGAUGUGGUUAAGAAUAAUUGGGAUCUGGCAAUUUCGGGAGUGCAUCAAUUCCGUUUGGUCAAAAAGCUUCGUGCUCUUAAGUCUCCUCUUAGAUCUCUUUUAUUUAAGCAGGGUAAUCUUCAUAAAAAGGUAGAAGAGUUGCGUGGGAAAUUGGAUGCCAUUCAGAGGGAUGUAGAGAAAGACCCGUUCAAUGAAAAUGCUAGAUGUGAAGAAGUCGCGGCUACUCGUGCAUUUCAAGAAGCGUGCCUGGAUGAGGAAAGAUUUCUAAAGCAAAAAUCUAAAGUGGCUUGGUUACGAGCGGGGGAUGCCAACUCAAAAUUUUUUCAUUUGUCGCUGAAAUCUAGAAACCAUCGAACUCGUAUUGAAGGCAUUACGGAUGUAAAUGGGAUGUUUUGUGAAGGUCAGGCAGUUCCGGAAGCUUUUGUAAAUUUUUAUGAGACGUUCUUAGGGAGUGAAGGGGAUACGUCUUCGGUUCUGUCGCCGGAGAUGUUUCAUAAUCGUCUAAGCCGGAACGUUGCGGAUUUCAUGGUUCGGUCUAUUACAGUGGAGGAGGUAAAAUCGGCUAUUUUUGCUAUUGGUAAUGAUAAAGCUCCGGGUCCUGAUGGCUACACAGCGGCCUUUUUCAAGAGCUCGUGGGAUAUUGUUGGAACGGAUGUUACAAAUGCCGUUAUGGAUUUUUUUAAUGCAGGCCGGUUGCUCCAAGAAAUAAAUCAUACUCUUAUUGUGCUAUUACCGAAAAUGACUACCCCUGCUACGGUAAAAGAUUUUCGACCCAUUGCUUGCUGUAAUGUUAUUUACAAGUGCAUCAGUAAAAUUCUGUCGGAUCGGUUGAAGGUGGCCCUUAAUGACAUUGUUAGUAUUAAUCAAUCAGCCUUCGUUCCUGGUAGGAAAAUAUCGGACAAUAUUCUUCUCACGCAGGAAUUAAUGCAUAAUUAUCAUAAAGAUUAUGGCCCUCCUAGGUGUGCGUUUAAGGUUGACAUCCAAAAGGCUUACGACACUGUGGAUUGGAAAUUUCUUGAAGAUGUAUUGCUGGGUUUCGGCUUCAAUCAGUUGAUGAUUAAAUGGAUCAUGCUUUGUGUCUCUACUCCAUCUUAUUCUAUUUGUGUGAAUGGUAGUGUUCAUGGUUAUUUCAAAGGCAAACGGGGCCUCCGACAAGGAGACCCUAUAUCUCCUUACCUAUUCACAUUGGUGAUGGAAGUUUUGACGUGUCAGUUACAACAUGCCUCUUCUAUUGAUUCAUCCUUCAGGUUCCAUAACAAAUGCCAACGACAACGCAUUAUCAACCUGUGCUUUGCGGAUGAUUUGUUUCUGUUUGCUAGGGGGGACGUGAGGUCGGUUUCAUGUAUUAUGAAUGCUCUUUCUCAAUUUUCUCAUAUGUCGGGCUUGAUUCCCAAUGUUCAAAAGAGUACCAGCUUUUUUUGUAAUGUUUCGCAACAUGUUAAGGAGGCUAUUCUAGGAAUCAUGCCGUUUGUUGAAGGUGAGUUACCGGUCAGGUAUUUGGGGGUUCCGUUGAUUUCGACUAGGCUCUUAUACAAAGACUGUAGUAUUUUAAUUGAGAGAUUGGAGAAGCGUAUUUUAAAUUGGAAGAAUCGCCUUUUGUCUUUUGCGGGUAGGCUACAGCUGAUGCUCUCUGUCUUAUCUUCUAUGCACAUUUUUUGGGUUUCCGUGUUAAUUCUUCCGGCUAGAGUUAUCAAGGAGUUAGAAACAAAAAUGAGAAAUUUUCUGUGGUCGCAAGAUAUUUCAUUUCAAAGAGGGAAAACUAAAGUUUCGUGGAACUCUAUAUGUAAGCCGAAAUACGAAGGAGGUCUUGGGUUGCGAAGGAUUCAAGAUGUCAAUAAGGCCCUUAUGGUUUCGCAUAUAUGGAGUAUUAUUACCAAGCGGGAUUCUCUUUGGGUGCAAUGGAUAUACUCUAACAGGUUAAGGAAUUCUAACUUCUGGGAGUGCAGGAUUCCUUCAGUGUGUUGCUGGAGUUGGAGGAAGAUUUUGCAGUUACGACCAAUUAUUAGGAAUUUUAUUUGGUCAAAACUUGGUAACGGGGGGAUGACAUCCGCAUGGUAUGACCGUUGGUGUGAGUGCGGCCCUUUAGCCAGAUUCAUAUCUCCUCGUAUUAUUCAUGCAGCUAGGUUUUCCCUUCAGGAUUCGGUCAGUAAUGUCUGGGCGGAUGGCUCGUGGAAGUGGCCUGCGGCUUGGAGAGAUUUAUUUCCGGUAUUGAUUCAGCUUGAUUCCAUACGGCUUACUUCGAACCGUAGAGACCGUUUUCUUUGGAAGGAUGGGGAUAAAUCGUUUGAGUAUUCGUCUGCGUGCGUGUGGGAUUCUAUCCGUGCCAGGGAGACGGAAGUAGAAUGGGGGAAAGUGGUUUGGUUUUCUCAAUGCAUUCCUCGGCAUGCUUUCCUUAUGUGGCUUAUCAUGCGUAGGAAACUCUUGACUCAGGAUAAAAUUCUUCAAUGGGAUCUGUCGAGAAGAAAGAAUAUGAACAUGAUGUGCUGUUUAUUGUGUUUCAACAAUAAUGACUCUCUCGAGCAUCUGUUUUUCGAAUGUAAGUUCUCGACUCAGAUUUGGCUCUCAGUGAGGGAUAAGGUGAAUAUGGCCACUGUUGAACCGAAGUGGACUGAUGUCAUAAAUUGGCUCUUAGCGAGAGGAGCGUCUAAAUCGGUUUUCAAUUACUCAAGCCGUCUCACAGUUGCAGCUUCAGCGUACUUCAUUUGGCAAGAGCGUAAUGCUAGACUGUUUAAAAAUCAAACAAGACCUCCGGAUACUAUUACCUCCUUGAUUCUUCAGACUGUUCGUUACAAACUUAUGGGAGCAAAGUACAAAAGAAUGGAUAAAGUUAGACGCUUUCUAGAGCUGUGGGAUAUUCAUGAGGAUGGGAUGCUAGAAGACGCGGGCUAG